Molecule: messenger RNA, 10184 nt
Organism: Macadamia integrifolia
Lineage: Eukaryota; Viridiplantae; Streptophyta; Magnoliopsida; Proteales; Proteaceae
Product: calmodulin-interacting protein 111-like
Exons: 7
Coding region: 8189-9742 (517 amino acids)
Cellular component (GO): chloroplast; cytoplasm
Molecular function (GO): ATP binding; ATP hydrolysis activity
Source: RefSeq, a predicted model, not a curated record
CAUUUGCAUCCAAUUGUCUUCUUUUGUGAGGGAAGACACACCAGAUCCUAUGUGUCAUUCUUCUUCAAAGCCUGCAUCUCGUCAACCAUAACUGCCUGCCAUUGUGAGUCUGCACUUGCUUCCUGCCUGGUAUGAGGAAUGGACACAGAGGAAAGAGAAGACACAAAACUAUAGUCGGAAGGAGAGAGUGAGUCAUAAGGAACAGUUUUAGCAAUAGGAUGUAAAGUACAAGACCUAAUGCCUUUACGAACAGUAAUAGGCAACUUAAGAGAUUGAUUAACAGAAGGAGAAGGAGAAUUACUAGGGUCCAAGGGGACAAGAUCUGGCUCGAGAGGAGACGAUUGGCAUGGUAUGGUAGAUGCUGGAUGUGUAGUGGUUUGAGUCUGCUCUCUGUGACUAUACACAUAUCUCUGGCCGAGUCAUAGUAGGAGUGUCACUCUCCCCCUGAAACGGGAUACUAGCAGGGAUAACAAUUUUAAGAGACGGCGGCACAUCUUCCACAAUGGAAGGAGACUCCCCUUGAAGAGGUGUUGCAGUGUAGUAUGAUGCAGAUUCGUGAAAGACAACACCCAUAGUCACAAACCAACACCGAGUAGGAGGAUGAAAACACUGAUAGCCUUUCUGAGUAGGAGCAUACCCCAGAAAAAUGCAUUGGACCCCAUGAGGAACAAACUUUCCAUGAGGAUGAUGAUCGCGAGCAUAACAAACACUACCGAAUACCUUAGGAGGAACAGGAAAAGCAAUGGAACCUUAGAAGAUCCAGAGGGGAGCGGAAGGUAUGGACCUGAGAAGGUAUUCGGUUGAUAAGAAAGGUAGCAGUGAGAAAUGCGUCACUCCAGUACUGGGGAGGAACAUGUAUCUCAAACAUAAGAGAGCGUACUACCUCACUAAGGUAGCGAUUUUUCCGCUCAGCAACCCCAUUUUGAGCCGGAGUAUCCACACAACUAGUCUGAUGAAUCAUCCUAUGAUCGGAAAGGUAAGCUUGAAAGGACCCUUCAAAGUAUUCCCGACCAUUGUCGCUUUGAAGGAUCUUAAUGGUAGCACCGAACUGAGUCUGAAUCAUGCAGUGAAACUGCUGAAAGUAAUAGAAAGUCUUGCCCUUGGUUUGCAUCAUAUAAACCCAAGUAGUCUAAGAAUGACGAUCAAUAAAAGAGAAACCACCGAUAACCAUUGAUAGACACAUAGCGGGAUGGACCCCAAAUAUCAGAAUAUAUCAAUGAAAAAGGAGUGGCACUUUUAUUUCCAGAAACAGAAUAAGUGAUUCGAGUUUGUUUGGCUAAAACACAUACCUUACAAAGAAACUUACUCAAAUUAUAAUUUUUAAAGGAAGAAAAAACUCAAGCUAAAGUUCCCAAAGGGGGAUAUCUCAACUGACGAUGCUAUUAUAGUAACUCAGAGAUGGGAGGUGAUGUAGAAGAUGUUUGAAGAGCUUGACCAGAGACCAAUGCCGAGUCAUCAUCAAGCAGAUAUAGACCACUACAUACCCUACGAGAGAGCCAAUCGUUGCCCUUGUCACCAGAUCCUAAAAAACAUAAUGAGACAGGAAAAAUGUGACUUUACAAUUAAGACUGGAAGUAAGACUACUAAUGGACAAAAGGUUAGUGGGAAAAGAAAGAACAUGCAAUACAGUAGAAAGGGAUAAAGAGGGGGUACAACCAACAGAGCCCUUCCCCAGAAUAGAGGAAUAAGUCCCAUUAGCCAAUUUGACCUUACCAUUACCUGGAUAAGUAGUGUACUGUGAAAAAAGAGACAAACGGCUUAUCAUAUGAUCAGAAGCCCCCAGAGUCUAUAAUCCAAGGGUAGAAAGGACAGACGUAGUAUGGCCACAAAAGGAAAUACUUGACCUAAAAGGGGUGGAAUGAGCAGAGCUCGCAGUGGUAGGUGCAAGAAAGUCUGGACGUGUCAAGAGGCAUCGGAGGGCAGUAAGCUCCUCAAAUGAUAGUGAGGCUACUGAGGAGCUAAGAGCAGAGUCAGAGUCAGGGCUCUCAGUAUGGUUGGCCUGCCUAGAAGUACCGGCACGACCUUUCCCUCACCCUUUUCCAGAUGUAUCAGUAGGACGACCAUGAAGCUUCCAGCAAUGCUCCUUGGUGUGACGCUCCUUCCCACAAUAAUCGCACUUCACUAAAGUCUUAGUAGAGGAGUCACCAGACUGUGGGGUUGCACUAAGGGAUUGAGUGCCAAAAACAAGUGCAGAUCUCUCAGUAGGAGUGGCAGCUUGCUGUGGAAGCAUGGUGGUACGUUGACUAUCCUCAAGUUGGAUCACAGCAUAGACUUGAUCCAAGGUAGGAAAGGGGUCAAGACUUAAAACCUGGGACCCAACUGAUCAAACUCCACAUUUAGACCGACUAGAAAGUCCUAAACCCUGAUUUUGUCCUCUCGCUUUUGAAACUUGGUGAUAUCUUCAGCGGUGGAAGGAGUAUACACCUUAUAGAAAUCCAACUCAGUCCAUAGUGACCGUAACUUAUAGUAGUACUGUGACAGAGUGAGUCCUCUCUGCCUCAAAUCACGAACUUUCUGACGAAACUCAAAGACCUGAGCAUCAUUCCCUGCCUGGGAAUAGAUAUUCUGGAUAGACUUCCAGAUCUUCGCAGCGGAGUCAAGGAGGAGAUAGCCACGUUAAAGCUGUGGCAACAUGGAGUUGACAAGGAAGGCCAUAACCAGAGAGUUGGCACACUCCCACUCUUCAAUCUCAGCACCGGUGGUCUGAAGCUUCGUGGUUCCAGUGAGGUACUCAUAAUAGCCACGGGACUUUAUGGAGAUGCAGACCGAGCAUGACCACAUAAGGUAGUUUAUGCCAUCAAGCUUGAUAGCAUAAGGAGAAAAGGUAGGAAGAGUUGUGGUGUCUCUGCCAGUAGAAGUAGAUUAGAUGGUAGACAUGGUUGCCACUCAAGGGGCCUAUGCAAAUAGAAGAGACACUAGCCGGAGAUAGAGAAAGCACCAAAAUAAUUAGAAAAAGCUAAAAGACCAAAAAAUCGAUAAAGGGUAAAACUGUGAGAAAACGAUUUUGGGGAUAGCUCUAGAACAAAAACCUCAAACAAAAAAGUGGUCGGUACAUACCACUAUAAGGAUAAAAGGCACCAAUUGCAACAAAAAUCAAGGCGAUCAGAGCAUCGAGCUAGAAAAAAGCAUCUCGGCAAUGAAAAAACAUUCUUAGGGAGAAAUCCUGAAAAAGUGAUGGGGAUAGCUCUAGAACAGAGACCUCAAACAAAAAAAUGGUCGGUACAUACCACUACAAGGAUAAGAGGCACCAAUCGCAACAAAAAUCAAGACGAUCGGAGCAUCGAGCGGGGAAAAAGCAUCUCUGCAAUAAAAAAGUUCUUAGCGAGAAAACCCUGAAAAAGUGAUGAAAAAAGUUUCUGGGUCUCUCAAAUCAUUGUAGAAGAGAGUAUGAGAGCCCAGGGGAAGGAUGAGUGGAGGCUAGAAAACCUCUUGGUGGUUUAAGAAGUUCCCACCACGAGAGAGAAGCAGAUGAAGAGAAAUGGAGGGAGGUGCAGAUGAAGGAGGCACUGCGAGAGAGAGAGAGAAAUGAAAAAGAGGCAAAGAGAUUGAGAAGAGGGAGAGCCCUCAGGGUUUUGAAUCCUAAGGCUUUGAUACCAUGUUGAAUGGGGUAAUGACUUGUGUCUAAUAUGACACCAACCCUCUCUAUUUAUAACAAUGGAGAGAAGGUUUUAGAGAAUUACAAAGACCAUUAAACCCCUUAGGGUCCAUUUGGUAAUUGACACUUUCCCUUAAACCCAUAAAACCCAUUGUUACAACAAUUGAACUGCCAUCAUCUUUUCGUGUUUGGCUCUUGCACUCUUGGGUGGGCCCAUUAGCGUGAUCCGAUUCCGAUUUUGGGAAUUCGGUCCCGCAUUAGAUAUGAUAAGAGCUAAAUUGGGAGUGGUCUCGAUUCAGGACAAGCUUUGAGAAUGCCGCUUAAGGUGGUAUGACCAGGUCCUUCGGGGGCCUUGGGAUGCUCUAGUAAGAGGAUUGAUUAGAUCUAGUGGGAAGGAGGUAAAAGAGCUAGGGGUAGGCCUAAAAUGUCCAUUGAUGAGUUUGUAAGGAAAGAUAUGUAGAGGCUAGGUCUAGAUCUUAGUAUGACUUCAAAUAGAGCUAUUUAGAGGGCAAAGAUCUAUGUUGCUGACUGCGUUUUAGGUGGGAUGCCUUGGAGGUGUUCCACUGCUUUAUUUCUUUUAUGUGUGUUUUCCCCUUUUUCCCUUUUCCUUUUAUCUUAUACUUUGUCAGAUCCAUGCAGCCAACCCAUUUAUUUAGGAAAGACUGAGUUGUUGUUGUGUCUUUUAAUUCCUUAUGAUUAUUUUCACUUUUAAAUUGAUUAUAUUUGUUCUAACUUCUAAAAUCAUUAGAUGAUAUGUGGAUUGUGGAAUCCUAGGGUCCGAAGACUACCCACAUAGGGUCAGUCAUAGUACCAAUUUUGGAUUUGAUUUUUUGAAAACUAAGGUUUCCACUGUGUUUAGAAGGCCCAAAAUAAAAAAUUUCAGGGGCUAAAAAUCCCAUAUGGCCAUCAAGACCAACCACCAAGACCACUGGGAAAAAUGUACUAGAUCUUGGCAAUGCCGAGGUCUCGCCAGAUCUCGGUAUUUUGGCCUAGCGAAAUGCCGAAUCCUGGGUCUAGAUCGAGAGCUUAAACCUUGAUGACAACUAUGGUUACAAGUAUAAGUUCAUGUGUAGAAGUGUUAUAACUAGUCAAGUACAAGUGUACAACAUAAAGGUUAAAACACCCCUACACAUAGUUGUCAUGGCACGUAAGUGACCCAAGGCAUUGAAGGGGGCCUAGACACAAGUUGACACCCGAAAGACGAUCAAGGCGUCUAAGGCGCCCUCAUAGGUGACCACGGUGUCCAAGGCGCUUGGACGCCUUAGCAACAACUUGACAACUAUGCAUGCCUAUGAAACUAUUCCUCCAACUCUAUGUCAAUGCCACAAAGUUCUGGGAAGGCUCGAAACCUUUGGGGAAAUGAGUAUACCUCUAAGUUUGAAUCUUACACAAAUCAUGUUCAAAUAUGGCAAAUCAUUGUUCUAGAUGUGUUUUAGUAGUCCUCAUCACUUUGUUCCAACAAGAAAUGUAGGUGAUUUCAUAAAAAAUACCAAAUCUAGGUUUUUUUUUUUUUUUUUUUUUCAAGUUUUUUUCCCUCUGAUAAGCAAAACUGCUUGAAACUCACAAAAUGGGUUGAAAUUUCUUGCUAUUUUGAUUUCAAUAGUGCUUUUAUAUGCACUGUUUUUGUCGAAAUGCUGAAAUUUCAGUUGAAACCCUACAUUCCUAUUGAGUUGCUCCUAGAUUUGUUUUGACCUUCGUCGAAACCGAAAUAUUUUGCGAAAUCUCAGUGGUUUUUUGACCAGAUUUCAAACUAUGUUUGAGGCUAUGAUCGAUAACUAAAGGUGAACCUAUCUGUCGAGCUUCAGCCCCAAAACCUGCUUAAUUGGGAAGUUGCAAUCGAAAUUCUGGUCUGGUCUUUCCUUCCUAUCAUCAUAUCCAAUUUCGGAAACAUGUUCCCUAACAAAUCUUGAGUUUUGGGGUUCCUUUGGCCUAGAUUCUAUACAGCUGGUGAAUGCGAGCAUGUGCCUAAGAUUUCCAGAGAUUCGAACCCUUGGGUGAGGAAGUACAGCUUUCACAAGUAGUUUCUGUAUUCCACCCUACUGGUCUUAUCGCAUGGUAGAAUAAGGUGAACAAUCCCUAAAUUACAAGUAAGGAUAUGUUGUCACUUUUAUUACCUUACUACGCUUCCUUUCAUAAGUUGUCUAUAUUAUUCCUCACAUGUUUUGAAAUCCCAAAAAUAUCCACCCUUCAAGUUAUUUUCCUGUUUUGCCUCUAUGUUCUGUUUCUUCUUCGGGAAUGAUUACAAGAUUGCUGCUGCUCCUUUAUGUUUAGAUUUUCAUCACUAUAGUGUGCCCAUAGCGAGCUACUUCAGAGUUUAGGACCUGUGGUUGUAUCAGGUAGGCUAGUGAUAGAUCCCUUCUUUAUAUUGUUUGGACAUAAAACGUUAAUGGCAAGAUGUAAUUAUUAGAGGCCUCAGUGUGGUGGAAUUGGCUGAAUUCUCAGAGAUGCAGUUGCCUCUUUCUAACGGCAGUUGAUAGAAGCACCUUACUUGAAAUUCUCUUUUUGGGUGAAUUUGGCUACUCUUUCAUCAUCAUCAUUUGGUGAAUUAAGGGAGGCUUGCUGUCUGAGUAAAUCAAUACAUUCUACAGUCUGAUGAUCCUUCCGCUUUCUUCUAAAGCUUGUUUACACUUUUUCGAUUGCUACUUCAGAUGCAUUUAACCCUGGUAGUCUCCCUAGAGUUACUCUUAAUUUGGAGAUCUCUUUUUGGAAUUAGUAUAAAUCAUGCUAAUUGUUCCUUGUCCUACUUCCAUCUCCCCCUGAAGUUGUACUAAUUGCAGGUAAUCUUGACCUGGAGAGUUGUGUAGAAUUUCUUUUUUCCCUUUCAAUUGUUCUGAAAGAGACUGCAGAAAUUGGAUCAACAUUGUGGUAUGUGAAUAUUUUCGAUGCAUGUUAAAAUUAGCAUGAUAUGAAGUUCACUUGAAGUCGUUUACUCUUUAUGAGAAAGCUGACACGAGCCACUGUGAAUGUCCUAUGUCUUUUCCUUGGACAUCUUAUUCCAGUAGAGGCUUAGGACAACUAAUUCUAUUGUGAAUGAGUUAGGUGAGGAAAGUUUUGGGAGGGAGUCUAAAUAACUUGAUAUGUAUAUACUCUAGCAUCAGAUUUUUUGUUACUCUAUUGUCUUACCAUUUCUUGGUUUGAUUGUCAUAGUCUCUGUUUUAUAUAUGUAUGUAUAUACGAGGUUUGGAAGGAUUCUCUAUAUCUUGAUCCUUGUACCAUAGCAUGAGCCGUUUGUUGUUUUGUUGCUUUUAGUGAUUCUUAUUUUUGACUUAUUGAGACUAAUAUCCAUUACUCUUCAAACUACUCAGUUUUGGUUUACGACCUACAAAGGGCGUGCUUCUCCAAGGCCCUCCUGGGACUGGAAAAACAUCUUUGGUUCAUUCAUGUGCUUGUGAUACUGGUAUCAGCAUGUUCUCUGUAAAUGGACCUGAGGUUGUGAGUCAAUAUUGUGGUGAAAGUGAGCAAGCAUUGCAUGGAGUUUUUGAUUCAGCCAGCAAAGCUGCAACUGCUGUGGUCGGAUCUUCUUUCCCCCUUCAUGUUGAGAAACCCUCUUAUUUCCCUACUCUUUAUGUCUUUAUAUUUUGUUUUUAGCAUUCGUUGUCUAACGUUGUUCCCCAAGAGUUCAUUUUCUUACCUUUCCUUUUUAUCUUCCAUCUGAGUUUCCAUGUGUUAUGAGCCUUUCACGUGCUUUGCUUCCAUUAUCGAUGCUGUCCGUGUUGGGGUCGAAGUAGGAUGUGGAGUUGUUGAUUUUAUACCCUAACAAAUGUGUUUUAUAAUCCUGUGGUAAAUUAGUUACUCAUUACCACGUAAGGAUGGUUGCUGUUAAUUCCUGUGAGUGUGAUAAUUCCACACAAAUAAAAUUGAGUUGCUGCAGAAAACUCCUUGUUUGUCGGUCUUUCACACAUGACUGCCAUUGUACAUACUCUUAGCUCUUAUAAUUCCGAGUGAAGGUUUUUCUCCCCCUCCUUCCCCCCUCUCUCUCUGUCUCUCACCAGUCACCCACUUACCCCACCCUUUUUUCUGAUAAGCUAAUGAAUUUUGGGGUACUAGGAUAAGCUAAUGAUAAGAGGCUUCUGCAUCAUUAUCCAAGAGUUGUCAUCAUAAAUAAGAAAAUGUUUUCUUUACAACCUGAAUUAACUUCGUGUUGUCAGUCCUUGUAAAUUGAACUUUUGAUUUGGUUACACUUGGGUUGAGAUGCUUUGUUGAUUCUUGAGCCUCACUCCUAAUUUUUUUUCUAUCUUUGUGCUGUCCCUAAAAUUCUUAUAUUUUAGUAUUGGCGGUUAUAAUUUUUUGUUUGAAGAUUUGUAGUUCUAAAUAUUUUAACCAUAUAGAGAGUUUAUGGUGUUGUUUCUUGGACAGAAUGGAGGGGUUAAGCUGAUGUCCCAAUCUAUACCAUUGAAGUUUCCUCCUCCCUUUCACACUUUUUCUGAUUUUUCUUUAGAAACUAAACUGGGUUAGCUUAGUUUUCAUCUUGUGUAUGAUUGAAAGGUUGCUGUCUCAUAGGUGUUCAUUGACGAGUUGGAUGCCAUUGCUCCUGCACGGAAGGAUGGAGGUGAAGAGUUUUCUCAAAGAAUUGUUGCAGCAUUGUUGAAUUUGAUGGAUGGUAUUAGUAGAACUGAAGGCAUACUAGUCAUAGCUGCCACCAACCGACCUGAUAGUAUUGAUCCAGCGUUGAGUCGGCCUGGGAGGCUUGACAGAGAAAUUGAAAUUGGCGUGCCUUCUCCGAAGCAGCGAUUGGAUAUUUUACUUACUCUUCUUGGUGAAAUGAACCAUUCUCUUUUAGACAUUGAAGUUCAGCAUCUUGCUUCAACCACACAUGGAUUUGUUGGAGCUGAUUUAGCCGCACAUUGUAAUGAAGCAGCAUUCGCUUGUCUUAGGCGCUAUAUUAAAUUUAAGAAAUCUGGUUCUCCUUCCCAAGUAAAACCUGAUGAUGUGCUGCCUGAGGGACUGAAUCUCUCAGAUGAAAUUUGUUCAGCUGAUAUACAUGGAAGCUCUGAUCUUCCUAAAGGUACAAGGAACCUCUUUUCCACAGAGAAUGAAGAUUCUGCAUCAUCAUCAUCUAUAUCAGAUCUGAAUGUGCCAUCAGAGAUUUCCAAAGCUUCUGUCUUCUGUUCGACAGUGCAAAAUAGUAGGGUCGCAUUUCAAAAUGUUCUAUUGAGUAGUGUUGAGAGGGAUUGUGAAGUUGAGGAAAAAUCUUUAAUGAAAGUAGCAUUUGAAGAUUUUGAAAAGGCUAAGAUGAAAGUGAGGCCCAGUGCUUUGCGAGAGGUUCUACUUGAGGUCCCCAAGGUUUGCUGGGAUGAUGUUGGUGGCCAGAAUGAGGUUAAGAAACAACUGAUGGAAGCUGUAGAAUGGCCACAAAAGCAUCAAGAUGCUUUCAAGCGCAUUGGAACUCGUCCACCAACAGGGGUGCUGUUGUUUGGUCCUCCUGGUUGCAGCAAAACCCUUAUGGCGCGUGCUGUAGCUUCUGAAGCAGGGUUGAACUUCCUUGCUGUAAAGGGCCCAGAACUAUUUAGUAAAUGUGUUGGUGAAUCUGAAAAGGCUGUAAGGUCUCUAUUUGCCAAGGCUAGGGCCAAUGCCCCCUCGAUUGUGUUUUUUGAUGAAAUAGAUGGUCUUGCCACCAUUCGUGGCCAGGAAAAUGAUGGGGCUUCUGUUGCUGAUAGGGUCAUGAGUCAACUUCUAGUUGAAUUGGAUGGUUUGCACCAAAGAGUUGAUGUUACUGUUAUUGCUGCCACAAACCGUCCGGACAAGAUUGAUUCAGCACUUUUAAGACCUGGACGAUUUGACCGGCUGUUGUAUGUGGGACCUCCAAGUGAACUUGAUCGAGAAGAUAUAUUCCGGAUCUAUGUGCGCAAGAUGCCAUGCAGUUGUGAUGUUAGCUUGAGGGAGCUUGCAUGUCUCACACAAAGCUGUACUGGGGCAGAUAUAUCAUUAGUCUGUCGGGAAGCAGCUGUUGCAGCAAUUGAAGAGAGCCUUGAUGCAUCAGAAAUUAAAAUGGCACAUUUCAAGACGGCAAUUGAACAAGUGCAGUCAUACCAAAAAUAUUCAGCAAAGUUCCAAAGGCUUGUCUCCAGUAGUUUUACUAGUGAUGAUAUGGAGUGUCAAGCAAGUUCCAGAAAUUCCUACUGGAUUUCUUCUGCAGGUCACAACUGAAAAUCUGUUGUGCUUCUGUUCUUCCGGUUCCCAGCAGCACUUGCAUCAUCAUAGGCCUCAUAGGCCUCUUCAUGUGGCUGGCGGCGGGCAUCCUUUUCACUGGUUUAUGCAGUCAUGUGCCCUUCAAUUUUGUCUCUUGAAAAAUGUUUGGCAAUUCAUUACAAGCAGCUCAUGUAUCACAAAUCCUGUCCAAGCGAUUGAUAUGGGUGAAUUAAUUACCCAUGAGUGUACAAAAAUGGACUUCACUAAGAAUUUUGAAAGUGUUCCAUGGUUUGUGUUGGAGAAAUGGACUUUCCUUCAACGUUUUCUUCUUUCAAUUCCAUGGAAGGUCACGCACCAGUUUAGGGAGGCUAAUCCUAUUUCAAAUUAUUUGGCCAAGGAUGCGGCAAAAACAGGUGUGAUGAUAGACUUUCCAUCUCAUAUAAAAGAUUAGUUAGCUAAA